AUGGCGAAAGAUUUGAUCGAAAAAUUUAAAACAAAUCGAAAAGUUGAAAUUCAACCCUUUGGACUUGGUAAUCGGGCAAGAAAUCUAUCGAUUGAACCAUUUGACACUUCAAAUGUUGGUACCAGUAUUUUUCGAAAAGUAUCUGCUAAAAUUUCAGCAAAAAUCCAACAAAUUGAAUUGCUUGAUGUCGUUCAAGUCAUUGAGAAUAUUAGGAAAACAAGAACACAAAAUGGAAUAAUCGAUAUGAUCAGUGUCAAUUGUGAAGGAUGUGAAUUUGAAAUUCUACCUGCACUUAUCCUCAAUGAUCUCACACAAUAUUUUCGAAUAAUACAAUUUGGUUCACAUAUGCGACUUGUAACUGAAUCGUCAUGUAUCUAUUGUCAAAUCGAACAAGCAUUAGAAAGAACUCAUGAAAUCAAAUAUCACUACAGAAUGGUAUGGGAAGGUUGGGUAUUGAAGAAUAAAAUAGGAAAUUAA
Molecule: messenger RNA, 477 nt
Organism: Rotaria sordida
Lineage: Eukaryota; Metazoa; Rotifera; Eurotatoria; Philodinida; Philodinidae
Source: the annotation of a GenBank genome assembly